CUGCCGCACCAGAGUAUCACUACGUCCAGAAAGAGGCAGUCUGCAGAGAAGUGUCUGCAGCUUUGCAAUGAAGUAUUGCCAAGACUUAAUAAAUUCCUCGCUGUCUGGGGCAACAGAAUGCUUGCUCUUACUGCUGCAUGGUUGAGUUAAUCCGUAAAGAGUACUCCCCUGAGAGAACCCUUAAUGCAAGCUGAUAGUUUGGUUUACAGUACAAUUCUACUUGUGAUCGCAAUCAACAGAAAAGCUCAAGUCAGGCUGUGGGAUAAUGAAUGCGUUCAGUUAAAGCACCAGCUGUCGCAGGAAGCUUUCGUGGUUAACUUUUCAACUUGCUGUCCUUUAUUACAUAUGUUUUACACUCAAGCAUGCACAUUAUAUUAAAUUGAAAUCCUGAUUGCUCAAGUCGAGAGUGGAGCAAGUGUUGCUACUUUGGAAGAAAUUCACGCCUUCAAUCAAAUUAACUUGGGGCCAAGAAUCAAUUUUGACUGUUGCAGCAAAGUGGUGCAUGCACUGCUUUGAUCAUAAAUCUGUUCUAAAGGUUUUAACUUGAAUGAAAUCCCUAUUAAAAUGAGCUUUCAAGGCAACAAUUCCAGCAAGGUGGAGUGUUCAGAAAAUGAGAGAAGAAACCACUUUCAUCUCCCUGUAUUGAUCAGUGAUCCGAAUGGCAAUCAAGUUGCCUGCAGCACGGGAAUAUCUUCUGAAGCUCUUCGUGUUAGAACACCAUUGACUAAUGGAAGUUGCGAGUGCCCAGAUGUGCAGAUAAACCCAGUUAAUAUUGGUGUUGAUGUCAGGAUAAUGGUUUCUGACCAAACAGUUUGUAGGCCUCAGGGUGUGCACAGACCUGAAUUGCAACUUGCUGGUGACUCGCUCUGUGAUCAUGCAGCACCUAUUAGCAUGGUUUUCACCAGUUCGCAAAGUCGCUGUUCAGAUCAUUACAGAUGGCUGACUGAUGAUAAUUGUUGUCAUGCAAAGUGUUCUGUCACAUCAGAUCCAGGGCAGAGGAAGACUGAACAUGAACAAAAUAGAAUUGAUGCAAGACAAAUGACUUUCAACCGAACAAUAUGCGAGUGCCAUAUGACAGAUUGUGAGCACAAGUUAAGCUCUUGUGUUACCAAUGAAGCUCACCUUAAGACACUAAAGCAUCGUGUUUCAGAUGACUGCUUUAAGAUAUGUCAAAGUGUCAAUCCUAAUGACACAGUGAAAACUGCAAUGAAUGAAGAAAUAAAUUUGGAACAUUCAGUACUAUCUUCUGAAUCCAAGUUAGAAAUGAAGCACAACGUAGAUGACACGGAAUAUGAAUCUGGUGUGCCUGUUGCUGAAUCAUCUGUAUUUUCAAACAGUUCAGGUUAUUCAUUUGUAAUGUCAGAUCAAUCAUUAGAGACAUCUGAAAAUCCAGGUGAACCUGAGAGUCUGAAUGUUACAGGAACUAUACAUCAACUGUCUGGGGAAGCCAACUUGAACUUCAAACAAUGCGUCCCAUUUCAGAAGAGUCAGUUGCAUGCCUUAGAAAAACCUGAAGAAACACAUUCUUUUGACCAAGGUACUGGCUCAGCCCAGUGCCCCACACUAAAUUCACGUCACAAUUUUGGAGAUCAAGUAGGUGGAACUAGCUACAAUAACUUUGAUAAAGAUGUGAAAUAUGAAUCAAAUGAAACGGCAGAUAGACUGUUAGCAGUUGUAAAUGAACAUUGCAAUGAAAGAAUGCCUGUAGCAGAAAUGGGUGAAUCUAAAAGUUAUGAAAUGCCAAAGAGCUCAACAAUGAACACAACAUUCAUAGUGUUAAAGGACCUAAAUGAUGAUUGCAAAUUUGAAUCUGAAAUUGAUGGUUGGGUGACUGAUGCAAAGGAGCUUGUACCCCAACCAGAAACAUCUGUUGAAGGAAAUGUCAGUGAUCAAACCUUUUUGGUCUCCAGUCCGGUAUUUCAUGAACAUGAUAAUUCCACUUCAAAUACUUCGACUCCUUUGCCAGAUUCCAGAAAAGUAGUUUUCUUUGGAUUAUCAUUUCAGAAUCCAGCAGGUUUAUCUGACAAUGAAAAUUGUUGUACACCUGCAGUGGAAGAGUCCCCAACUAACAUGAUUCUGCAGCCAGUUGCAAGGGGUUCUGUGCAGAAGCCAGGUUUCAGAACCAAGUGCAACACCUAUAUGAAAUCAAAGUUGCCAAAAGUGGAAAUCAAAUCCUAUCCUAAACCUAACUUCAAUAAUGUCAAACCCAAAGUUGUAUCUCGAGCUCAGCACAUGUCAUCAGUGUCAAAAAGCCAUAUGUCUCCUAUAGCGGGAGUUUCUUCACAUUUUCCAAGGUGCAGCAGUUCCGUCUCAUCUAUUGAGUCUCCAGGUUCUCUGUCUCCUGCACCAAAACAGAGAAAGGAACAACUUUCGCAGUCAGCCUUGAAGCUAAAAUCUAACAAUGCACAAGUCCAGAAGAUGGUAUUUAGAAAGAGAAUCUAUUCAAGUGAGCAGCAGACAUUUACAAAGACAGACAAGAGAAACUUCAAAUCCAGCCGUAGUAUCAGCUGUCAAGCCAGAGUACCUUCAUCUACUACUGUCAAUGGAGCCGAAAGUCAAGUGUUCGGCUCACUGCACGUGGCCAAGGCGUGGCCUCCUUCCAUGGGAGCGAAUGCAUGUGAACUUAAAGCUCGUCACUGUGGAGUAGAAGACCACAAUCUGUCAAAGCAGAUGAUUCCAGGUGUUAAACCAAGGCCACGAUGUAGCAGCUUGGCAGGCAAGACAGAUGACCACCUACUUAGCAGUAACUGUCCAGCAGCUGCUGCUUGCGAAGUUCACACCAUUCAAGCUCCUUUAACAAAAUCAUCAGCACCCAGUGUCGCUCGGGUUCAAGUUGGACAGAAGCCAUCCCUUGGUAGUACUCCUAGGACCCAGAGUGUGCAGUCUCCAUCUGCAAAGUUAAGAACGCUGUCUUCUACAUCCAAGUUGCAACAAGGUCGUGUGAGCCAUGAUGGCCGUGCUGGAAGUAUGCGGAGUUCAAAAAAUAAACAACCGUUCUUCUCUGAUCAGCAAAAAGCAAACUCUAAAGCGAAACCAAGAUCUGCAUCAUUGAAACCUGCUCUGAACUGGGGAGGGAAUGCAAUAAAAGGCACACCUGGUUCCAAACUGCCUGUACCAGCUUCUCGGUUGCAAAGAAUCAACAGCCUGUCAUCAGUCAGCAGUGGUGUGUCAAUUCAGAGUGUUCAGAGCACUUGCAGCAAUAAAUCUGCAGUUGCUUCAACAAACCAUCAGGCAGCUGGUCCUCGGAAACGUGCGCUCUCUGCCAACUCCAGUAGUACUCAAACACCAUGUGCCAAAUCAUUGCAGAAAAAUAAAGUGGUUUCUGUGAAGACUCCGUGCAAGGGUUUGAAUAGGAAUGUCAUCACUUCAAAUCAAAGCCUUGAAGGAUCAGGUUCAAAGUUGUCAAGACAACCAAGCACUCCACGCAAGUUGCAAGCUGACAAAACUUGGGUGAAAUCAAACUCCUCUACGCAGAAACCAAAAUCACAAACAACUCGAGUAUCAACUCAGACUCCAUCAGAUCUGCCUCCAGUUGUGAAGAAAUCCUUUGGGUUACCUCACUACAAAGCUAAAUGUGAGAAACAGGUUGAGUGGAUUGCGUUGUUGAAAGAACUGUUGAAAGCAAGUAACCAAAGAUUUGAAGCUGUUGCAGUAGUAGUUCAGUAUCUUGAUGUCCAGCGGGAGGAAGUAGGCAAACAACACAAGGAGCUGUCUCAGGAGCUGCUUAGUCUACGCAGUGAACUAGAGACUAGGAAUGUGACUUGUGUUCAGUUGGAGAAGGAUCGGGAGGAAUUGCAAAACAGAUACGAAGGAGUAAUUCAAAAACUGUCUGAAGAACACCAGAGUGAACUUAAAGAAUUAGAAAAAAGACUUGAGGAGCUCUUCACUGCAGAGAAGGAACAUCUACAGCAAAACUUUGAAAAUGAUGUCAAAAAGCUGCAAGCACAACUUCAGAAGGAGGUUGAAAAUUUAACCUGUAAUCAUGACGCCCGUAAACUGGAGCUUAUUGCAACUCACUCAAAAAACCUGGAGUGUCUUCAUGAAGAAUAUCAAGAGUCUCUAACAGAGCUUACCAGAUCACAUGAACUGGAACAGAAGACCCUUGAAGAGACCUUUAAAGAAAGACAAUCACUGUUGCAGGGCCAAAUUACAAAACUGAAUGAGGAAAAUGAUUCUCUAAAGAAGGAAAUUAAAAAUAAGGAGGAAAUCACGAAAGUGCAAGCACAGAAAGAGAAAAAAAUAGACCCCCUGAGUCUAUAUCUGCAGCAAGAACUGGACAGCUUAAAGGCGGUACUGGAAAUAAAAAACGAGAAGAUACACAAUCAAGAGAAAAAGCUGAUGCAGAUGGAAAAGCUGGUAGAGAAACAUACAGUGCUAGACGAGAAGCUUAAAAUUGUGAUGCAAGAAAAUGAAGACUUAAAAGCUCGAAUGGACAAACACAUAGCUGUGUCUCGGCAACUCUCGACUGAACAGGUCGUUUUACAAGAAUCGUUGCAGAAAGAAUCCAAAGUCAACAAGCGUUUAUCUAUGGAAAAUGAAGAACUUCUGUGGAAGCUACAUAAUGGUGAUGUUCUUGGUCCUAAGAAGUUGUCACCGACAUCCCCUCUAUCCUUCCAGCCUUCCAAAACUCCAGCGUCAUCCUCAUCUAACCCUACGCUAUCACCAAGGUGACAUUUCCAAAUGCGUGCCACUCAAAAUGACUUUGUUUGAGGUUGCUGGCUAUUAUGACAAACAAGGGCUACUGGAUGUUGACCAUGACGUACAAACUGUUGUCCUAUUAUAUGGGUUCGGAAUAGGAAAAACCAUUUCUUCCCUUUCUAGGUGUUUGUAAUUGUAUAUGAGACUGUACAUAGAAUAUGUUGCACAACAGCACUUAAUUUACACAGCAAGAAUCUUGCUUUUGCCUUUUUGCCUAUUACAAGUAAACUCAGGGCAUGUAGAUUUUAUUUGACAAAUUUGUGUUUUCCUCAUUGAUUCGUGAAAAGGAUUUGUAUUUAGUGAACUGUGUGUUUAAAGUUGAAUUGAAGUAUCGGGUUUGCCUUCGCUAUUAGCAAGCAAGUUGCUGCUAGAAUUCUUCCCAAGAAAAUAGAAUGUGGAUUACUCGUGUUGCUGUCUGAAGUUGCACAGCAUAUGGCAUAAACUAAGUAGGCCAAGUCUACAUAAAGAUUCUCACCUCUGUGGAAUUUGUUUAAUGUGUCAGAGGAUGCCUGUGCAGAAUUUUGUCCUUGAUUAGUGUUAGAUUUAUGCAGGUGCCUGUACCUGUAUCUAUAAAUUUUGAUCUGUUGAAAACUGCUUUGAGAAAGAUGCAGCACCAUGGAGUUAACUGUUUUAAAUAUUUUAUUUUAAGAACCUGCAAUAUGCUGUCAAUCCAAGCACUUGAGUAGUAUUGAAGUAUUGCAUUUGACUAGUAGCAAGUGGAGCACUGUAUCCUGAGGCCACAGAGGUAGCUAAUAUUUGCUUGUGCUGUUUGGAGAAAUUUUGGAAUUUUUUUGGCGUAAUGAGGGAAUCUGCUUGACUACAAGAAAGUAAAUAUUCAAUUUUUGAAGUGUUGAGAUGGUUCCUCCAUUGCUUUUGAAUAUUUUUCUACAUAAAUAUGCUGGUUAUGAAAAAGUUUACAGCUCAAACAUUCAUUUCGUCACAAGUUCUUGGCUUCAGUUACAGUUUAAGUUAAGUAUAAACUUGGCAUUUUUGUAAUGUGAAAAUAUGUUGAAUCAUGAUUGCUCUGAAAACCAUUACAGUGAAAUUUUAGAGCAUGUUUGUGUCAUUACUACAUUGCUCACAUUGCAAAACACACGCAUCUUGGUGGCCAUAUUUUGUCCCUGAAUUUCACACCCUUGUAAUAUUCUCUUGAGAAAGGGAAGCAAGUCAAGUAACUUGUCAAGUUCUGAUAAUGGUUGAACUGAUUUCUACAGCAGUCUGGGUGACAUGUAUUUAUUGUCGUUUCUUUCUUCCCAUUCACCAGUAUUCCUAGUGACACAUUAAACCAAGAGCUGCAUGCAGAUCCUAGAGGCCUAAGCAAUUUUGCCCCAACCGAGGCAAUGUUAUCUUACUUGCACUUGAUUUGUUUAAUAUCUGUUGGACCUGGAGUUUAAUAACAAGCUAUAUCCUGUUGUUCUGAUGGAUUAGUCUUAGGAUUUGUUUGCAACAGCAAUUUGACUUGAGCAAUUUUAGUGAACGUAGAUUGUGAUCCUGGCAGCUCAGUAGUGUGUGAAUGUGGAUCACAGAAGCUCGUACACCUUUUUCAUUUGUCUAUUGUGACUCCAGCAAAGAAAAAGUGUGCAAACCUGUCCUCCUUCACCUUUUUUUACUAAAAUAAUUUUGACCCUAGAACUUAAUUUGGUGUUUACUCUUGAAGUUUUUCAAUUAUGGUGAGUUCCAAACCAGUCCAGCUGAAGCCAGUUCAAAUUGUAUCAAAGCUUAAUUUGAUUUCCAGUCCAUCUUUGCUCGAAUAUUAAAUUUGUGAAUCGACCCCCUUUUGUACAGUCAUGUUGCUACUGUUGACGUACAAGUUUUCUUAUCCUUGCAAAUUGAAUCUUGCUCACAUUUUGUUAUCAACUAUGUUGUGACGCACUGUUCACGCUUUCAAAAUAGCAAUGGGUUCCUAAAAGAAAAAGCAAAAGGAUAUUGCAAAUGUUCAUGUAAGCUAUCAAAUUUGGCAUUCAUGACAAAAUGCUGCAGUUUCUCAGGAUAUCCUUGGUAAAAAUGAGUUGUUUUUUUAAAAUAAGAUGGCUUUAAAUUAACUUUUUUUGAGUGCUGGAUUCGAUGGAAGAAACUAUUAACUUUGUUAAAUUCUGCAUUGAAAAUUUUAUUUCAUCUAUAAACAGGCAGAAGAGUUGUGAACUAUAUCAGGCACUUGGAUUUAGUCAUGGUUUGGAAGUUUAGUUUCUAUGCAAUUUUACACCUUUGGCCAAUGGAAAUGCUGAUGUGAAACUUGCAAUACUGAAAUCACCUUUUUAAAUGAAAACGUUUCCUGUACACUCAUUUGGUUCUGCAAGACCAUAACCCAGUCUUACUUUAAGAAACUUAUUGUUGAAACUGUCAAAUCUGAUUUGGUCAAAUUAUGCAGGUAUCUGUUAGUUUAUCCUGGGCUCAUCCAGUUUAAACUCGAGAUUUGUAUUUGCACUUUCACUGAGCUGCAAACAAAGUAUGAGGUUUCAUCUAGGUUUUGCUACAAGUUCACAAGCCAGUCAUCCUGAGCAGCUCAUUUUACAGUUACUUCAGUGCGGAAUAUUUGUAAAGAGAUUUUCUGCAUGUUGGAGUCUCAAUUACCUUGUUUAAUUGAGGUUCCAAUUUUUGAAUGUGCACUGCAUUAUUUGACUAAAUUAGCAGCACGUUUCUGAAUGGCUUGUUCUUGUUAUAGUCAUGAUUGUUAUACCGUUCUAGGUAUUUGCAAUAUUUUAACAACGAGAUCACCCAUAGAUCACUUCUAACUUUUGUAGUUAAUACCCAAAUUAUAUAAAACCUCUACCCUUGAAAUUAAAAUGAGUUUGUUAUAUUAUAGGAAGACAUUUUGAUAAAACUAAUGCAAUUAGAUGAAAGAAAUUUAUUCACGUAUAUCUUUAGAAGCCUAUAGCAAAACAAUUUGUCAAGUCAAUUGAAACAUUGUGCAACACAGCUUGUAAACUUUUUCAGUUACUAUUGUGUGCUUUGUUAGUAAUCAUUCUUUUAGAUUUACUGCAUUAUCAAUGUAUU
This is a messenger RNA of Stegostoma tigrinum, 7692 nucleotides long. RefSeq names its product microtubule associated tumor suppressor 1b (gene mtus1b). The transcript is spliced from 15 exons. Lineage: Eukaryota; Metazoa; Chordata; Chondrichthyes; Orectolobiformes; Stegostomatidae. Bases 565 to 4671 code for a protein of 1368 amino acids. The record is from RefSeq and is a predicted model, not a curated record. Gene Ontology annotation, molecular function: microtubule binding. Gene Ontology annotation, cellular component: nucleus; cytoplasm.